Molecule: messenger RNA, 267 nt
Organism: Thermothielavioides terrestris NRRL 8126
Lineage: Eukaryota; Fungi; Ascomycota; Sordariomycetes; Sordariales; Chaetomiaceae
Exons: 2
Coding region: 1-267 (88 amino acids)
Source: RefSeq, a predicted model, not a curated record
AUGCCGGACGACGGCGAUGGCUGCAUCCCCGCCACGCAGGGGGACAGCGUGAAACAUCCGGGCUUCUCAGACACGCUUCGGCCACCAACUCCGAUCGCACAUAACAUCGGUUCUUGCGCUAGUCUGGACGCCAACCGAGCCUUGGCUUCAGCCACCACAAACCCCGACCAGCCUCCCGUUGGACCCCAGCGCUUCUCGAAGACCCAGCGAACCUACACUACAUACGCCAGCGCCUCGCUUUUCAACGUCCCGCUCCCGCAUCAAUGA